AUGGAUGAAGAUUCAGAGGGUUACUGGGUGGAGCCCAUGCUGGAGGGGCACCCAGUGAGGUUCAAAACCUAUCUAGGGGAACCUGUACCCAUGGCAGGAAUGACUGAUGUCGUGGUCCAGAGUAACAAUCAGGUGAGGAAGCUCCCCAUCUAUAUUGUUAAAGUGGGGGAUGAGUUGGACGCCUUAGUUAAAAGCGGUGUUUUGGAACCGGUGACUGUCAGCGAGUGGGCUACGCCCAUAGUUCCCGUACCCAAGAAAACGGGAGGAAUACGAAUCUGUGGAGAUUUUAAGGUGACACUGAACCCUGUACUGUCAGCAGAGCAGUAUCCUCUUCCCCGCAUUGACGAUUUGUUUGCCGGGCUGAGUAAGGGGCAAAAGUUUAGCAAAAUAGGCCUGAACCAAGCCUACUUACAGAUGCACGUUCAUGAGGAUGCUAAAGACUUGCUCACCAUAACUACGCAAAAGGGGCUUUUCAGAUAUUGUCGACUCCCUUUUGGGAUCACAUCAGCCCCUGCACUUUUCCAACGUGCCAUGGAUCAGAUCCUACAUGGCCUCCCUGGUGUACAGUGCUAUUUGGACGAUAUUCUGUGCACAGGAAGUACGGACCAAGAACAUUUGGACAAUUUGGAUGCUGCUCUUCAAAGGCUGAAAGAGUAUGGGCUCAGGGUUCGCAAAGACAAAUGCGAAUUUUUUCAACUGUCUGUUGAAUAUUUGGGACAUGUAAUUGAUGCCCGAGGGUUGCAUACUGCGCCGUCAAAGGUUAGAGCGAUAGUCGAUGCCCCGCCGCCAGAGAGUGUUAGUUCAUUCUUGGGCUUACUGAAUUAUUAUGGCCGCUUUAUACCGAACUUGUCAUCCAUGCUCAAGCCGCUACAUGACCUACUUUGUCAAGGAAAGAAGUGGAAUUGGAGUGAUGCCUGUCAAGAGGUUUUUCAGAAAACAAAGGAGACAUUAGUGACAUUAGGGGUUGUGACCCAUUUUGAUCCAUCACUCCCCAUUCAGUUGGCCUGCGAUGCAUCCAUGUAUGGAGUGGGGGCGGUCAUUUCACAUUUAAUGCCGAACGGGGUAGAGAGGCCUAUAGCAUUUGCAUCACGGACCUUGAACAAAGCAGAGACUAACUAUGCUCAGAUAGAGCGGGAGGCGUUGAGCAUCGUCUAUGGGGUUCACAAGUUCCAUCAGUACCUGUAUGGGAGACAGUUUACACUGCUGACGAAUCACCGACCCCUGACGACCAUCCUGGGGUCGCACACUGGGUUACCCUCACUUGCCGCGAGUCGCAUGCAGCGGUGGGCGUUGCUUCUGUCGGCUCACUCGUAUGACAUCAACUAUCGCAAGGCCGACCUGCACGGCAAUGCCGAUGCACUGUCCAGGUUGCCUCUUCCUAUCACCAGGCCUGAGCCGCGGGCAGCAGAAAUAUUUUACUUCAGUCAGGUGGAUGGUGCGCCAGUUUCUGCUGCUCAUGUGAGGAGGGCCUCUCGCACGGACCCUGUCCUGUCUGCGGUGAUGGAUAUGGUGAUGGGGGGUAGAUCAGGUAGCGAUGCCCCCAGUAUUCAACCUUAUCUCUCCAGGAGAGCAGAACUGUCUGUGCAAUCUGGUUGCUUACUGUGGUGGAGGAGGGUUGUUAUCCCGCCAUCAUUGCGUAAAUCUGUUCUGCAGCAGCUCCAUGCAGGUCACAGUGGAAUAGUUCGAAUGAAGGAGAUAGCAAGGAGUUACUUCUGGUGGCCAGGAGUGGACAGAGAGAUAGAGACUACCGCCAAAACCUGUUCCUCAUGCCAAGAAGUUAGGAAGGCACCCCAACUAGCUCCUCUACAUCCCUGGGAGUUUCCCGAAGAACCAUGGCAACGGGUGCACAUUAAUUUUGCAGGACCUGUAGAGGGUUGUAUGCUCCUUGUGUGUGUGGACGCCCACAGUAAGUGGCCGGAAGUGGCCAUAAUGAAAACCACUACCACUACAAAGACGAUUGAGAGGCUGGGGGAGAUUUUCAGCCGGUUCGGUUAUCCUCUUCAGUUGGUCUCAGAUAACGGGCCACAACUGGUGUCACAAGAAAUGACUACCUUCCUUGAAGCAAAUGGCGUACAACACAUUCGAUGCGCACCAUUUCACCCUGCAACCAACGGUCUGGCUGAAAGGAUUGUGCAGACCAUGAAGAAAGCUUUGAAGACAUCUCAAGAGCAAGGAUAA
Messenger RNA from Nerophis ophidion (straightnose pipefish), 2178 nucleotides. RefSeq lists its product as uncharacterized. Lineage: Eukaryota; Metazoa; Chordata; Actinopteri; Syngnathiformes; Syngnathidae. The record is from RefSeq and is a predicted model, not a curated record. Gene Ontology annotation, molecular function: nucleic acid binding. The transcript is spliced from 3 exons. The coding region runs from base 1 to 2178 and encodes 725 amino acids. Gene Ontology annotation, biological process: DNA integration.